AGGUGAAGGAGAGAGAGAGACCAGAGCAACGCUUGAUUGGGGCUUUUAUGCUCAGGGCGCACCAGCAUCAGGUGCUCUGCAUCACGCAUCUUCUCCCUUGAUACCUUCAAGGACACAGGGAAGGAAUACAUGGCAAAUCCACACUGGCAUCUCAGUAGUGAGGCUGUCACACUAUACCACCCCCCCGGAGAUAUGACGCGUUGAUGGCGCGUGACCCAGCCUCCUUUUAACAGAACUUCAUGGUGACUUCUGCUUUCGUUUUCUCAAAAGCCAGCAGAAGGCAGGAAGGAAGGGUGUGAACGCACUGCUGAAGGGUGGCGAGCUAAACAAGAACCGUCGUUUCUUACUGACUAUUAAGAUUGAUAUCCUCCCCGUGGUGUAUUGAUCCGUGGACAUGAUGGGGAAACUGACCGGGUUGUGUGUGCUGUUGUUGGUGCUGAACGUCGCUGUAACCGAGGAUACUGUAACACCGGUGUACUUCACGGAUGGUGGAGAUCUAACGUUAAAAGUGAGGCCUGCUUUUCCGGGACACAUCAACAACAUCUUGUGGAAGUUCAACGGUAAUCUGCUGGCCGAGUGGGUGGAGUAUCUGGUUCUGGUUCUUCGUUAUGAACCCAGAAUUAAAAGACGAACAGCCCUCACCAUAGAGACUGGACAGCUGAUCAUCAACAACAUGAGGAAAGACGACGAGGGUGUGUAUUCAGUGCUGAUCAACGACAGAGUCCAGAGUGAGAGAUAUAAUGCAACACUGAUCGAGAAGGUCCAGAAGCCCAAAGUAUGGUUGAGACCAUUGAUUUGUGGAGCUGAUUUUGAGAGUUGUGGGUUCUCCUGUGAUUCAGACACCACCGAGGCUGAACCCAUCACCUACAGCUGGAAGAAGGGUGAUGGAGAGUGGGAGGUGUCUGGGAAGGACAUCACCAUCACCAGCACGGAUGACUCAGGUAUGAAGACCUUCACCUGCAGGAUGGAGAACCCAGUCAGCCGGGAAGAAAGUGACCCAGAACACAACCCGCUCUACAAGGAGCCUUACAGUGCAAAUUGUGGAAUUUUUUUUGCUGGUUUGCUCGUCUUAUCUGGGGUCGGGGCUGGUGUGAUUGUGGCAUGGGAAAAUAUGAAGGGCUCCUUGAAGAAUCGAGGCAACAACAUCACUGAUCCUGCACAUGGAAAUGAACAGCCUACUUCUCCUAUAUAUGAGACCAUACCACUUCAGGAUAACCCCUAAGACACAAAGUCAGACGCCAAAGAAACUGCAUGAAGUUGAGGAGCUCAAAAGGUCCUCAGACUUCUAUUUCUGCAUACAUGACAUGUACAAACAUGUUCAUUUUUUUUGUAUUUUUUAGCAGUCAGCUGUGUGCAUCAUCGACGGUUACUUGCAGCAGAGGGAUUUUCUUGACAACAAAGUUGUUUUUUAGAACAGCAUGAAAACAUGAUUGUAUUUUAUUGUUUUUUUUUAAAUAGCCACCUGUGUGUUUAUAUAUGUAUGUA
This is a messenger RNA of Sebastes umbrosus (honeycomb rockfish), 1485 nucleotides long. Its product is annotated as SLAM family member 9-like. The transcript is spliced from 2 exons. Bases 395 to 1222 code for a protein of 275 amino acids. The record is from RefSeq and is a predicted model, not a curated record. NCBI's taxonomy places the organism in Eukaryota, Metazoa, Chordata, Actinopteri, Perciformes, Sebastidae.